GGUUCGCAUUCGCACUUGAUAGGUCGUCGUAGUAAGAGUAUCUUUUCGUUUAAUCGUGCGCUCGUGCGGUAUUGGAUAUUUUGUGUGUGCUGUGUCUUCCUCAGUAUCUUCUUCCACCCAGCAUUUUUUCCAAUCCAUUAUUUUAAACAACCUCUCGCAAACCUUACCCAAAGAUUAUAGCUAUUUUGUUUACUUUUCAUACUUUUUAAGUGAACUCGAAUAGAAGACAUAGUCAUUAUGACAGCGUUACCAAAAAUCGAUAUUGACAACCCUCGUUACGAGCAGAGUACUUAUUUGAACAGAGCUAAGCAUUUCUUCCUGCUGACGAAUCCUUUGAAUGUUCUCGCUACAAAUGCUGAACUCGAACGAGCCCGAAAGAUUGUACUGGAUUACAAGGCGGGCAAGCCGGUGCCAGAAUGCAAAACGGUGGAUGAUUUGUGGAAUGCCAAGUAUUUGUAUGACUCAGCUUAUCAUCCUGAAACGGGGGAGAAGUCACUUAUUAUUGGAAGGAUGUCGGCACAGGUGCCAAUGAAUACAUUAAUUACUGGAUGUAUGAUGGCAUUCUACAAGACUACACCAGCUGUUGUAUUUUGGCAAUGGUUUAAUCAAACAUUUAAUGCAGUUGUCAAUUAUACCAAUCGAUCAGGUUCAACUCCAAUAUCUAAAAAUCAAUUGGCCACAUCAUAUGUUUUGGCGACAGGUGGCGCUUUGACCACAGCCCUUACAUUAAAUAGAUUAGUUAAAAAUUUAAAUCCUUUAAUUGGUCGACUUGUCCCUUUGACAGCUGUAGCUGCCGCUAACUGCAUCAACAUUCCAAUGAUGCGCAUGCAGGAACUUCGUAACGGUGUUGUGUUACUUGAUGAUCAAAACAACGAAGUUGGAGUCUCGAAAAAAGCGGCAGCUACUGGAAUUUCAACUGUAGUUUUGAGUCGUAUCGCCAUGGCUUGUCCUGGAAUGGUGCUAACACCACUUCUCAUGGAAAUUCUCACCAAACGUGGUUUUAUCAAACGAUAUCCAUGGGCCAAUGCACCAAUUCAAACCCUCUUCUGUGGUUUUGUGCUUAUAUUUGCAACACCGUUAGGCUGUGCUUGUUUCAGUCAAAGAGCUUCCAUUAAUGUUUCCAGCUUAGAACCCGAAGUCCAGGAAGCUAUUAAAAAGAAGAAUCCAGAUCUUACAGUUGUGUCAUACAACAAAGGACUUUAAGAGAACAAACACAUCAAAAUUGAUAUAAAACAUUCAUAAACAUUGAAACAAAAAAAUGGAAAAAAUAAGACAAUAAAUAGUCGAUUAGCAUGUCAUAGUCAUGGACUGAAUAGGUUUUUGCGUAGGAUUUUUUUUUGUUUAUUUUCUUCAAGUCAAUCAGAGUUCAUUUGGCACAAAAAAAAAACUACUUAUUUAAUUAUUUUGUUCAUCUAGUGUUCCUUUAGAAAGAUAAUUUUAAAAAGAAAACGAAAAAAAAAAUAAACUUUAAUGCAUUUCAACAGGGUAAAAAUAGUGACUUGACAUUACUAACCCAAAAAUACCUCAUUGUAAUGUAUAUGCUAUAAGUUUACUUAUUAAGUUUUUCGUGUUGCAUUUUACUUUUAAUCAGAAAAAAAGUAAAACGCACUAAAUUUUAUUUUGUUUAACAAUAAAAGAUGAAGUUAUAAAUACAAAA
This is a messenger RNA of Episyrphus balteatus (marmalade hoverfly), 1657 nucleotides long. RefSeq names its product sideroflexin-1-3 (gene Sfxn1-3). The transcript is spliced from 8 exons. Gene Ontology annotation, molecular function: monoatomic ion transmembrane transporter activity. Gene Ontology annotation, cellular component: mitochondrial inner membrane. Gene Ontology annotation, biological process: monoatomic ion transport; serine import into mitochondrion. Lineage: Eukaryota; Metazoa; Arthropoda; Insecta; Diptera; Syrphidae. Bases 238 to 1203 code for a protein of 321 amino acids. The record is from RefSeq and is a predicted model, not a curated record.